Postia placenta MAD-698-R-SB12 is the source of this 858-nucleotide messenger RNA. RefSeq lists its product as hypothetical. The record is from RefSeq and is a predicted model, not a curated record. The transcript has 4 exons. NCBI's taxonomy places the organism in Eukaryota, Fungi, Basidiomycota, Agaricomycetes, Polyporales, Adustoporiaceae. The annotation marks the transcript as partial.
UUUUGCCAUCGUAUCGGAGUGGGAGGAGGAGUUUCAAUGUCUCCUUGUCGAGGGCGGCUGCGGGGGACGACAUUAUCGGCGUUGGGGGGGACGGAGGACGUUGCGGGGGCGGAGGCAGCUGUGGUGGCCUUCCGCCGGUUGAACUUCGAGAGGAGCGAGUGCUCGAGUGGCCUCUCGGCGGAGUCGGCGGUGAAGGCGCCGGAGAAAGUUCGGUGGGGGGGUCACGUACGUCAGGGACUGCUGACGUGGGGGCGAGCGCUGUCGGCGAGGCGGGCCGAGCAGGAUCCGCGGACUCGGACUCCGAGACUCCUUCUUCACUCGCACUCUCCUCAGGCUCAGGCUCUGGCGCAGGAUCUGGAGGGAGAUCUCCUCGCGCUUGACCGGGAUCGGCGACGACAGUUUGAGGGAGACGGGAGCUGGGGGAAACAGGGCGAGAAUGCCGCGAGGCAGAUCGAGACGCGAGGGUGCUGCGGGGACCGAGGGGCGAGGGUAAUCCUCCUCGAUCGAUCGGGGUGUCCGAUUGGGGCACGGCUGCUGCUCGCAACGAUAGAGGAUAGUCUCAGGGCCGUCUGGGAUGUAGACGUCGAUGAGGUCCUGGGAGUCGAAUGCGUGGAUCUGGCCUUGGCAGGCAGCCACGAUGGAUGGGGGGAGGACGGGAAGGUGCGCGGACAAGAGGUCGAAACUGAGGUCCCUAGGGCAGCAGAGGCCGGUUUAUAUACAGGGGAUGGCAGGCUGUGCGCGCUGGUCCGUGCGCAGCUGGUCUGUGCGCAGCAUGCCGACGCGGCCCCGGGGGCCGGUGAGUCAGAGCGGCUGUGUCAGCGGAGCCCGAGCUGUGCCGUGCGCUGCCGCCCCAUCUAA